GCUUCACGCGCGCUCUCAUCUAACUAUACACAAACGUAUGCAAUUGCGCUAAGGAAAGUGCUGCACAAUUUUACCCCUUUAAAAAUGUUAUGUAGGUUUUCCUCAGGUAUUUCUCAACGAUUUGCUCUUUUGUAAUGAAAUGACUCACGUCACGUUUUAAUAUUAUUCUAAGUAUCGUCAUCGUAGGUUAUUAGUCGUACGAUUCUGUAACACGUGAAUCCACGUGAAUACGUUCUCAAUUUAUACUCUUACACGAUACAGUUAACGCUGUGCUGAAAUAGAUAUUAUGGAACUCGAAUCUAAGAUUAUAACUAAGAGCGUGAGAAAACAAAAGCGUGCAUACUACAGGCUUAUGAGGGAUAUGAAUAUUAAAUGUUGCGACAAACCUACCAAAAAUAUACUGAUUUGCAAUGCAGGCUUAUCCACUGGCUUAGAUAAAGAAAUGCUGCAGAAUAUUAUUUCACCUAUAAUAUCUAAUUGCGAAUUUAUCAUGCCACUAGGACGUACUUAUUGUUUCAUUAAAUGUUCAUUAGAAACUGAUGCUAUUCAAUUGUACAAUAAAAUACAUGGACGCUUUAAAUUGAAUGGUCAAAAUACACCACUGUAUUUAACGUAUACUGAAUCAGUACCUGAUUUAAAUAAGGAUACACCCGAUUCUAUAUUGCCACCUGGUCUGAAAGUAAUAGAAGAUUUUGUAAGCGAAGAAGAAGAGAAGUCUUUAUUGAAUAUAAUUGAUUGGACAGAAGAUGGACCUUUUUCAUCUGAUCUAAAACAAAGAAAAGCUAAACACUUUGGAUACGAAUUUCAAUAUCAUUCGAACGAUGUUAAUCCUAAUACACCAAUUAUUCCAAUUCCGGAAGAAUGUAGAUUUUUACAGGAUAGAUUUAAAAAACACGAAUGUGGAGCAUACGAUUAUGAUCAGCUUACUAUCAAUCGUUAUUUACCUGGUCAAGGAAUACCUCCACACAUUGACUCACAUAGUCCUUUCAAUAAUAUUAUACUUUCUUUAUCAUUGGGUUCUUCAUGUAUUAUGAAUUUUAAAAAAGAAAAUGCGAAAGUCAAUGUUGUUCUACCUCGUCGUUCAUUGUUAGUUAUGACUGAUGAAGCACGUUAUGCCUGGAUGCAUGGAAUUUCUUCAAAGCAUAGCGAUUUAAUUGAAACUCCAAAUGGAAUGGUAAAACAAAUGCGAGGUAUAAGAACUUCAUUCACAUUUCGAAAAGUACAAAGAGGUCCUUGUACUUGUAAGUUUGUUGAAUACUGCGAUUCAAAUAAAAACUCUUUUUCUUCUUCUAUAAACAAUAAGUCGGCAAUGGAAUUAGAACAAUUUUAUGUACAUAAAGUAUACGAUGAAAUCUCAGAUCACUUUAGCGAAACUCGAAGCAAAGGCUGGCCUAAUGUAAUCAAGUUUUUAAACAGUUUAAACGACGGCUCAUUAAUAGUAGAUGUUGGUUGUGGAAAUGGGAAAUAUCUUCAAACCAAUGAACAUAUUUUUAAAAUUGGUUGCGAUCGAAGUUCUAAGUUAACAGAAAUAUGUAGAAAAAGAAAUUUCGAAGUACUCCUAUCCGAUUGCUUGCAUUUACCAUACAAAGACAAUUCAGUAGACGGUGCAAUAAGUAUCGCUGUUAUUCAUCAUUUGUCGACUGAACAAAGAAGAAAAAAAGCAAUCUCUGAAAUGAUACGCAUACUCAGACCCUAUGGUAAAUGUUUGAUCUAUGUUUGGGCGAAAGACCAGAACAAAAAUUCCAAGCAAUCCAAUUACUUAAAAUAUAAUACUAAUAAGAGAAAUGAUAAUGAUAAUAAUGCAUGUACAUUACAAAAAACUGAACAAAAUUUGUUACUUCCUGUACAUAGAAAUCGAACAGAAUUUACUCACAGCGAUAUGCUUGUACCUUGGAAAAAGAAAAGUGGUGAUCAUUUUCUCAGGUAUUAUCAUCUUUUUGAAGAAAAUGAAUUGUCAAUGUUAUGUUCAGAGAUUCCUCUGGUUUCGAUCAAUGAUACUUACUAUGAUCAAGGUAAUUGGUGCAUAAUUUUAGAGAAGAAUAUAUAGUUGUGUACAAAAAUAAAGAUACUAAAUAAAAUUGUUUUUGAUUUUAUA
Polistes dominula (European paper wasp) is the source of this 2095-nucleotide messenger RNA. Its product is annotated as tRNA (carboxymethyluridine(34)-5-O)-methyltransferase ALKBH8. Gene Ontology annotation, molecular function: tRNA binding; S-adenosylmethionine-dependent methyltransferase activity; tRNA (5-carboxymethyluridine(34)-5-O)-methyltransferase activity. Gene Ontology annotation, biological process: tRNA methylation; tRNA wobble uridine modification. The record is from RefSeq and is a predicted model, not a curated record. Gene Ontology annotation, cellular component: cytoplasm; nucleus. Lineage: Eukaryota; Metazoa; Arthropoda; Insecta; Hymenoptera; Vespidae.